Molecule: messenger RNA, 528 nt
Organism: Opisthorchis viverrini
Lineage: Eukaryota; Metazoa; Platyhelminthes; Trematoda; Opisthorchiida; Opisthorchiidae
Exons: 1
Coding region: 1-528 (175 amino acids)
Source: RefSeq, a predicted model, not a curated record
AUGGCAGUUGGGCACCGGAAGGGUGUUACAGCUGAACGAUUUUUCGCUCACGGAGCGGAAGAAUUUGUGUGCACUCAUCUUACGGUGCGCCUCGCGGACGGCAAGAUGCUGAUUCCAACUCUAUCCGUUUUAUCUGGAGGACAAAUUCCGCUAACAGAAAGGACAGAGCAGACGGUAUCUUGGAAAAUUUCCAAAACACCAUCUGCCGGAAGCAUACAACCGCGUGUACGAUUUUCAAAUUUGGGGGGAAACCUCUGGCUAGGUAGUUUUCAGGACAUUCAGCCAAACAAACUAGACGCUACUGGCGUGAUAACCAAAGGACAUUCGACGACCGCAUGCAACGAGGGAAAACUUCGCCAGUCAGCCGAAAAGGCUUUUCCAGGACUCGGUAGCGAGUCCCUUGAGUUCAAGGAACGAAUACGAAACCACCAAUGUGUAGUUGUGUUGCGGCUGCCAAAGACGCUGGAAGCAGUGAACCAAGACCAGAUCUUCCAGGAAUUAUCAACCAAUGCCACAGUUCACAACUGA